Molecule: messenger RNA, 2572 nt
Organism: Sorex fumeus (smoky shrew)
Lineage: Eukaryota; Metazoa; Chordata; Mammalia; Eulipotyphla; Soricidae
Gene: HACD3
Product: 3-hydroxyacyl-CoA dehydratase 3
Exons: 11
Coding region: 136-1224 (362 amino acids)
Biological process (GO): very long-chain fatty acid biosynthetic process; sphingolipid biosynthetic process; fatty acid elongation
Cellular component (GO): endoplasmic reticulum membrane
Molecular function (GO): 3-hydroxyacyl-CoA dehydratase activity
Source: RefSeq, a predicted model, not a curated record
GCCACUGCGCAGGCGCGCGGCCGGCGUGCAGCGUCUCGGAGCUGCGGGCUCGCGGGGCGCGGGGGUUGCGGCCUGCGCUGAGCUCCGGGCCGCCAGGGCACCGCGUCCGAGCCUCGCCUGCUGGGCAACCCGGCCAUGGAGAAGCCGGUGCUGACGCCGCACGUGUACUGGGCGCAGCGCCACCGCGAGCUGUACCUGCGCGUGGAGCUGAGCGAUGUGCAGAACCCUGCCAUCAGCAUCGCCGAGAAUACCCUGCAUUUCAGAGCUCAGGGCCACGGUGCCAAGGGCGACAAUGUCUAUGAGUUUCACCUGGACUUCUUGGACCCUGUGAAGCCCCAGCCGGCUUACAAAGUGACCCAGAGGCAGGUGAACAUCACGGUGCAGAAGAAGACCAGCCAGUGGUGGGAGAGGCUCACCAAGCAGGAGAAGCGCCCGCUGUUCCUGGCCCCCGACUUCGACCGCUGGCUGGACGAGUCUGAUGCGGAGUCAGAGCUCAGAGCCAAGGAAGAGGAGCGCCUGAACAGACUCCGGCUGGAACGGGAAGGCUCCCCUGAAUCUAUGGCAAACCUGAGGAAAGGAUAUUUGUUCAUGUAUAAUCUCGUGCAGUUCCUGGGCUACUCCUGGAUAUUCGUCAACAUGACCGUGCGGUACUUAAUCUUCGGAAAAGAGUCCUUCUAUGACACAUUCCACAGUGUUGCUGACAUGAUGUACUUCUGCCAGAUGCUGUCACUCGUGGAACCUAUUAAUGCUGCCAUUGGGGUCACCAGCUCGCCCCUGCUACCUGCUCUCAUCCAGCUUCUUGGAAGAAACUUCAUUUUGUUUUUCAUCAUUGGCAGCAUGGAUGAAAUGCAGAACAAAGCUGUGGUUUUCUUUGUGUUUUACAUGUGGAGCGCCAUUGAAAUUUUCAGGUACCCCUUCUACAUGCUGGCCUGUGUGGACAUGGACUGGAAGGUGCUGACGUGGCUCCGUUACACAGUGUGGAUUCCCUUAUACCCUCUGGGGUGUUUGGCAGAAGCUGUGGCGGUGAUCCAGUCCAUUCCGCUGUUCAACGAGUCCGGGCGGUUCAGCUUCACGUUGCCCUAUCCACUGAAAAUCAGAGUCAGAUUUUCCCUUUUCCUCCAGAUUUAUCUUAUAAUGUUAUUUUUAGGGUUAUACAUAAACUUCCGUCACCUUCACAAACAACGCAGGCGGCGGUAUGGGCACAAAAAGAAAAAGAUCCACUAACAAGACAGCUCCAGAUGACUUUUUGCCAGUUUGAGCCUAAUCUGUAAUUCUUACGGUUUACCUUCUUGUACUGAUGUAAGUUUUUUUAACGUUCAGUGAGGCUGUCUUCUUUUUGCCUCGGGAACAUUCCUGAAUUGACGGUAUUACCUUAGCAUAGUCCCUGCAUGCCACGGAGUCCUUAUAGCUGAUGGCACCUUCGUUCUUCGUACUUGUUAGCGACAGACGCAGCGGCAGAAGGCUCAGCCCAGCCCACCCACACCGUGAGUCAUUGCGCUCUGCCCAAAUCCUUAUCCUGCCAGGUACAGGCCAGUCUGACAAUUGAGGUUUGUUCUUUCCAGCUUUUGUUUAUGGGGAGAGAAAAAAAAAAAAAGAUUAUAUUGCUUUAUCGGAGGUCGCGAGUGACUCAGACAGACCCUGAAACGUUCUGUACUCAGCUGGUUAUUUGGUAAAUGGCGUGGUAUGGAUGUUUUGAAAAUGAAGGUACUUAGUCACAGAUGAAGCAUUUCCGAGGCUGAGUGGGGCUAGGGAAGACGCAUCAUCCGCGAUAUCCUUUGGCCUUUUGGAAUGUCAGUGCUCACCCAUGCAGGCACUGGCAGCACUGAAGAGUCUCAGAGAGACAGGUCAGGGCCAGGGGUGCAGGAUCGCUCAUCCCUGGCGUCAUCAGCAGCAUCCUCACACUAGUUAGCACGUGAUACUGUUCAGAAGACCAGGAGAGACCACUUCCUUGGUACCUGUCCCAGCAAGUGCUGGGACUUUGUCUUUGAACAGAACUCAAGGGCUGCUUGGAUCCUGUCUCCAUCUCUGCAGGACAGUGCAGACAGAGAGGGUUUUGGCUAGAGCCAGCGGCCAGCCAAGGUUCCUGGCAGGAAACCCACCCUAGGGGCACUGAAGAGAAUCUAAACAUUUUGAAACUUGGCCUUUAAGUUUCCUCUAAUACAUUCCAAGUAAACUAAGUAAAGUGUUAGAAGAUGCCUACAAAAUAAUUUUAAGACAUUGUAGCACUUCCCAAGGGGAGAGGAGACUCAGCAAGUGAAACUGUUUCUCGGAGCUGCUCUGAGGUGGGAAUUUGGUUUGACCUAUACACUUCUAUUAGUGUAGACUGACUUAUUUUGGGGGUGAUUGUUCACUGCACUGAAAGAUUUUUGCAUGUCUGUAACUUCUGUCAACACUUGUUUGUAUUAACAUCUCACGUUCAUUCAGCUGUAAUUGGGCGGAUCAGCUUUGCAGUAAAAUUGCACUGCAUCUGUGGCAGAAUCUUGUAUUUGUUGUGAUUGUUAUAAAACCAUUCACUGCUGUCUGAGGAAGCAAAAGAUUGUGCAUUUCUAUUAAAUAUUUCCAGUCAAAAUCC